AUGGCGACCGCAGAGAUUGUCGUCUGCGCGCUCUGCAACAACCCGCCGACGUCGCCAUGCCCCGACUGCCAGGAGCUGCUCUACUGCUCUGCCGCCUGCCAGGCCGACGAUGCGCUGGUGCACAGGCUCGUGUGCGCCGAGUUCUCGGCGCUGUCUCUGAAGAAACAGUCCGCGAUAGCAGACGACGGCGAUGACGGCGACGGCGAUAAUGGGGAACAGAACCACGUCCUGGGCGUGCUCUUUCCUGUGGGCGCCAACACCGCCACCGCCGCCACCACCUCCAGCAGCAGCGCCCCGACCCCGCCACCACCGCCCCCGCCAGCGCUCGUCCGCGUCCACAUCGGCGGGUUCACGGACCCAGACUCGGGCAUCUCGUUCCAGGAAGCCGAUGUCGCGCCCUUCUUUGCCGCUGCCAGCGGCCCGGAUGACACGGCCGCCGCCGCCGCAGUCCCGGAACCGCUGCACACAGAGCGCAACCGCGUGCGCAACCGCGACACGCGGAGCAUGCUGGAGGUGUGGCACGUCCCGGCGGCAUCCGGCAGCAGCAGCCGCCUCUCGCUGACCAAGAACGCGUGCAUCCCGUCUCUCGGCUCAGCUGGUACAGGCGACGCGGCAGGGAUGGCCGAAAGCAACGGGGCACAGCAGCAGCAACCCGGGCCCUUCUUCGAGUGGCGCGGCCCCGUGCUGGUACUAGCCAUGACACGGCCGACGGGGUUCAUGGUCGACCCCGGCGCGUACCGCGACUGCGCGCUGCAGGACUAUCGUGACGCCGUCGAUUUUGUGCUCGACUACGGGAAUGACUUGCAUGCUAGGCGCACGCAGGAGGUGCUGGCUACGUUGGGUGCUGGCGUGGGGGUGGGUGGUGAUGACCGCCGUGUCACGGAGCUGGAGGAGGCGGGGGAGGCGGAGGAGGCGGAGGAGGCGGAGGAGGCGGAGGAGGCGGAGGAGGCGGAGGAGGCGGAGGAGGCGGAGGAGGCGGCGAAGACGGUCGUGAUUGAGAUGCAGGGAAUAUCUCUCGAGACCUAG
Lasiosphaeria miniovina is the source of this 1026-nucleotide messenger RNA. RefSeq lists its product as uncharacterized. The record is from RefSeq and is a predicted model, not a curated record. Bases 1 to 1026 code for a protein of 341 amino acids. Lineage: Eukaryota; Fungi; Ascomycota; Sordariomycetes; Sordariales; Lasiosphaeriaceae. The transcript is spliced from 2 exons.